Messenger RNA from Ruditapes philippinarum (Manila clam), 1536 nucleotides. RefSeq lists its product as uncharacterized. The record is from RefSeq and is a predicted model, not a curated record. The coding region runs from base 138 to 968 and encodes 276 amino acids. The transcript is spliced from 8 exons. NCBI's taxonomy places the organism in Eukaryota, Metazoa, Mollusca, Bivalvia, Venerida, Veneridae. Gene Ontology annotation, molecular function: protein binding.
CAAAGAUACUUAAAGAUGAUCUUCGAUUUACUGGUUCAACGGGAGACGUAAUUAAUAUUGAAAUCCCAAUUUACAGCAACCCCGUACUUGACACUAUAGAAAUUACAAGAUAUGAUGGUCAGUCUAUUUCUAGUGACAUGUUUACUGUCAUGGAUGAUUCUGUGGAGAAAAAUUUUUAUGGCAAAGAUGUCAUUCUACAAGGAUAUGCAAUUUAUCUCACGUUGAAUGAUACAAAGGAAGACGAUUUCGGAAAUUAUUCAUUCAAAAUCACAAUUGCUCUUGAUACAACACAAGCUUUUGUUCAUGUGAUAGCAGAAGGUCCACCAUUUCCACCUAAAUUCUUACAGUUCCUGUCGGAAAAUAAUAAACUGAAAUUUGUUUGGCAAAAAGACUUCAAUGGAGGACUUCAACAAUAUUUUAUUAUACAAACAUCGAUUGUGGGUAGAGGCACAUGGACAAAUAUGUUAAAUGUUAGCGAGAUAGACAGUAAAUAUAGAGUUAACAGUAUAUUUUAUACUGCAAAUAUAACGGGUCUUUCACCAGGAAAAUAUACUGCUCGAAUAUUUUCUCUCAAUUCAAAAGGAGGAUCUGAACACGUAGUUUUAGCAACUACAUUUGAUGUUGUCUUAGAAACAGAAUUUGAGGGUGACAAACCAGAUGAUAGAACUGGAGUUAUAGCGGCUGUGAUUAUUUCAGUCGUACUUAUUGGUUCCGCUAUUUGCAUCGGGAUUUUCAUUUGGAAGAAAAGAAAAACAGCAAAAGAACAAGCUACGCAAAAUUUAUAUGAAUCAACAGCUCAGUUGGAUUCAACAUCGAAUGUACAAUAUGAAGACCUGCAUGGUUUAACGGAUGCAAACAAAUCAGAAACCUAUGACCGACCGUUUAGAUAUAACAAAAGACGAUGCCCAAUUUCAAGCCACCUCAACCACCGAAAAUGUCAUAGCCCUUCAAACGUACGAUACCAGUGACAAUGUGAACAUGUACAAAAACCUGAAAAUUGGGAGCUCAAAGAUGAAUUAGUAGAGUUAUUAAUGAACAAAUGUUCUGUUGAAAAUAAUUAAUUUCGUCUUUGAUAGUAAAGCUUCAUCCUGCGGUUCAUUAAGGACUGAAGUUUUCUAUAUACCGCCGCUAUUAUGUUGCAAUUAUAUUAAGUAAUAUGUGUUUAUUCAUAAACACAUAUAUAUUUCUGUACAAAUAUGCACAGUGUUGUCAUCACUUGAUUAUGGGUCGUCGUCUGUGGCUCUUGUCAGUUUCCCGUUCGUGCCUGAAAUAAUGCACUGGUGGCACACCAGUAAAGAUAGAAUCGACAAAUAAGACCAUUACUGUCUUAGUGCGACGUAUGGUCCAACUAAAAACUCAUUGUUGAUGCUUGGUAAACAAUUUACCUGUUUACAUGACUGUUAAAAUCAUUAUAUUCAUAUCAUACGAAAAUUAUACGUAUUAAUCUCGUAAAAAUGAAAUAAGUUAUGUAAUUAUGUUUUAUUUUCAUUACCCAAAUACCAUAAUUUACAAUUAUAUCAAAUAAAGAUGAUUAUA